AUCAUUAUUACUUAAUUGUAUUAAUUUUGUGAAUGUGAAAUGCUAAAACUUAAAAUAAACAGUAAAUCUCUAAAUGAUAAUGCAAAACGUGUUGCAGCGGCAGAGAAGAUGGUGCACCUGAGGAGAGCGCGAAAAUUCUAUUCGAAACUGGAAGAAGUUACAAACUUAAUAAAAACAGAUGACACUGUUUUUGGAAUUUGUAUCGAUUACAUGCAAAAUCUUAAGUUGCCCAGUAUUCCUAUACAAGAAGCCUUUAAUUUGAGACAACUUGUGAAUGUUUUUUGUAUACACAACCUUAAAGACAACUCAGCUAUGUUUUAUCUAUAUAACUAAUAAAAUAAGGAAUUGCUGCCAAGGGACUGAAUGAAGUUUGUUCAUUUCUGAUAGAUUAUUUGAAAAACAUCAUAGAAAAUGUUCAAACUUUACAUCUUUUUUCUGAUGGAUGUCUAGCACAGAACAAAAACAAUACAGUCUUAAGAUUGUUUAUGGCACUAGUUUCUCAGGACAAGUUCCAAACAAUAAAUCAGUACUUUCCAAUACGAGGAUACUCCUUUUUACCAUGUGAUCGUGACUUUUCUGUUGUCAAAAGAGGUUUGAAAAAAUUUGAUCAUACAUAUACUCUUGACGAAUACAGAAAACGUAUACUUGAGUGUCCUCAAAAGCAAAAGUUUUCCAUUAAAUUUCCGAAAACAGAAGAUAUUAUAGAUUUCAAACAGUGGUGGCCAAAAUAUUAUAAAAAAACCUGCUUAUCAACAGAAUCUCAGGGAAGGGGAAUCCGAAAAGAUCUUAAGGUGUUAUUCAAGAUAAACCAGUUUAUGCAUUUUACGUAUUCGUCAAAUACACCUAACAAGGUUACUGCUAGAGAUUUUAUAGAAGGAUUGUCAUCCCACACAUCUUUUUCAAACUUCAAAAGAAAAAUGUGUACCUUUGCCUGAAGAACAAGCAUAUACAGGCCCUUUACCCAUAAUUAAAAAAAAAAAAUGGAUAACCUAAAGACAUUUCAAAAAUAUUUAACAGAUGAUGCUGCUGUUCAAAAUUUCUGGAAUGAAAUUUAUUCAUUGCCUACAAAGGAAACUGAAGACUAGAAAAUGUUACUAUAUACAUUUUUUUUUCUAAGUUAAACUACAAAAGAAUGUUUUUGUUUAAAUAAAUACAUUUUUUUUAUUUAAA
Psylliodes chrysocephalus is the source of this 1170-nucleotide messenger RNA. The record is from the annotation of a GenBank genome assembly. Lineage: Eukaryota; Metazoa; Arthropoda; Insecta; Coleoptera; Chrysomelidae.